GGGCGAAAGGUCAUCUGGAUUUACCGGUUUGUUUGCUGACUUGGAUUGCUUUACGCACAGGCCUUUCGCACUUUGUUGGUAUUGUGUUGGACUUAUUCAGUGGAAAAUUGACCUAACCUUAUUCAGAAACUAAAGAUGACUUCUGAUAUUAGAGUUCUUGUAACUGGCGCAGCGGGCCAGAUUGCUUAUUCGCUGCUUCACUCUAUUGCGAAAGGUGAUGUAUUUGGCAAAGAUCAGCCCAUUACUCUUGUUAUGCUGGAUAUUGAACCCAUGAAAGUGGUAUUGGAAGGUGUUGUUAUGGAGCUACAAGAUUGUGCACUUCCGCUGCUCAGAACGGUUAUAGCGACUACCAAAUAUAACGAGGCGUUUGAUGCUAUUGACGUGGCUAUUCUUGUUGGUGCUAUGCCGAGACGAGAAGGUAUGGAAAGAAAGGACUUGUUGAAGGCAAACGCAAAGAUAUUUGAAGGUCAAGGAAAAGCAUUAGAAGCAUAUGCUAAAAAGUCUGUCAAAGUUCUUGUUGUCGGAAAUCCAGCAAAUACCAACUGCUUGAUUGCUUCGAAAUGUGCACCUUCUAUCCCGAAGAAAAAUUUUUCUUGUCUCACAAGAUUAGAUCAAAACCGUGCCCAGGCACAGAUUGCAUCUCGUGUUGGGGUAUCAUGUGAUUCUGUCUGUAAUGUCAUUAUUUGGGGAAAUCAUUCUUCGACUCAAUAUCCUGAUGUCCGCCAUGCAAAAAUUCGCACAAGUGAUGGAAAGGUAUUACCUGUUCCUCAAGUCGUAAAUGAUGAUGCCUGGCUCAAUGGAGCAUUCAUAGAAACAGUACAGAAGCGUGGUGCUGCAGUCAUUGCAGCAAGAAAAUUGUCCAGUGCUAUGUCAGCAGCUAAGGCGAUAUGUGAUCAUGUUCGAGACUGGUGGUUCGGCAACUCUGUUCCUUCCUCAUGUGGAGACUCAGGUCCAUUCUGGACUUCAAUGGGAGUUUAUUCUGAUGGAACAAAAUAUGGAAUUCCAGAAGGCAUCAUUUACAGUUUUCCGGUGGUGAUUAAGGGUGGGGAAUGGCAGAUUGUCGAAGGUCUUAGCAUUGAUGACAGAUCUCGUACCUUAAUGGAUAAAACAGCAGAAGAACUUGUCGGGGAAAGAGAAGAGGCGUCCAAGCAUCUUGGCUCAUCUUGACUUGCUGCAGAGUCCCGAUUGUAAUGAUGUCAUUCGUCAAUGUGGAACUUCUUACAAAUUUGUAGGAGUACCACUAAUUUUAUGGCAUUGCUAGGGAUAAUAAUUAUGGUAAAUUGUGUAGUCUGUCAUAUUAUCAAAAGUGUGAUUAUCAUAUUUUCUAAUUUCUAGUUAAAUAAUGUUCUAGUCCAAUUUCCCUAGUAUUUGUUUGCUUGCAUGAAUAACAAUUGAGAUUGUCAUACACUAUAUAUCUGUUACAAAGUUCCACUCGUUUUAUCUUAUAGAUUUUAGGAAGAAACAAGAAAGAAUAACAAUCUUGUUCAUUUGCAUCUAUAAAAAAUAUUGAUAGUGAUUUUAUAAUUUGUAGUAAUCUAUAUGUGUGCAAACAAGCGUUUGUUGUCGGGACUCUGGGAUUAUAGUUUAUUUAUGCGUAUUUUAAUUUGGGUUUAAUUUCGAUAUGAUUUUUUGCAACAAAUCUUACCUUUUAUAAUAUAUAAUUAGAAAAUAUUUUGAUUUUUUUGAUAAUAGGCUUGAUUUCAAUAUGAUUGAUCUCUUGCAACAGAUGUUCCAUUUCAUGAUGAAUAAAAUUGUUACGCAUUACAUUGAAAA
Messenger RNA from Styela clava, 1773 nucleotides. RefSeq names its product malate dehydrogenase, cytoplasmic-like. NCBI's taxonomy places the organism in Eukaryota, Metazoa, Chordata, Ascidiacea, Stolidobranchia, Styelidae. The record is from RefSeq and is a predicted model, not a curated record. Gene Ontology annotation, molecular function: L-malate dehydrogenase (NAD+) activity. Gene Ontology annotation, biological process: malate metabolic process.